Labrus bergylta (ballan wrasse) is the source of this 1300-nucleotide messenger RNA. The record is from RefSeq and is a predicted model, not a curated record. NCBI's taxonomy places the organism in Eukaryota, Metazoa, Chordata, Actinopteri, Labriformes, Labridae.
AUGGAGACGGUUUGUGUUCACUUCUUACAGUUCAGUCUGAACGUCUUCAAACUCAGACAGGUCUUCGAGCAUGUGUCUCAGCAGAGUGACGGUCACUAUCAGAGGAUCCUGACCAGUCUCGCUGAAAUCGCCACGACCAACGGACACAAACUGCUCAGCCUGUCCAGCAGUUUCGAGGCACAGAUGAAGAGUCUGCUGAGAAUCGUUCGUAUUUUCUGCCACGUGUUUCGCCUGGGGCCGUCGUCCCCGAGCAACGGCAACGACAUGGGCUACAACGGCAACAAGACGCCUCGCAGCCAGGUCUUUAAGAUGUGUGUGUCACAGAAGGAGGUUAAGAUGGUCCAAAAAGACGACUGUCCCUGGGCAGGUUCUGCCUUCCUAGAUCCGCUGGAGCUGCUGUGGCACUCCCUGGACGAGUGGCUGGUGCUUAUCUCCACAGAGCUGGACAGGAACAGGAAGAACCCAUCCUCAUCCUCCUCCAGCAGCGAGAUCGCCUCCCUGCUCCUCAAACAGCGGGAGGCCGACCCCUCCGCCUCCGCCUCGGCGCCGAAGCUCCCGUCCCUGCUGGACCCUCAGAUCGUCAUGGAAACAGAGGUGUACCCCGACGGGGAGGACGUGAUCUCCAUGACGGCCAAUCGUCUCAGUGCGGUGAUCCAGGCCUUCUACAUGUGCUGUUCCUGCCAGAUGCCGCAGGGAAUGACAUCCCCUCGUUUUAUCGAGUUCGUCUGCAAUCACGACGAGGUGCUGAAGUGUUUUGUAACCAGGAAUCCAAAGAUCAUCUUUAACCACUUCCACUUCCUGCUGGAGUGUCCUGAGCUGAUGUCACGUUUCAUGCAUAUCAUAAAGGGACAGCCCUUCAAGGAUCGCUGUGAGUGGUUCUACGAGCAUCUGCUGGCCGGCCAGCCCGACUCCGACAUGGUUCACCGUCCGGUCAACGAGAACGACAUCCUGCUCAUCCACAGAGACUCUAUCUUCAGUAGCAGCUGUGAGAUGGUUUCAAAGUCCACCAACGAGAAGCUCAAACAGGGCAUCGCUGUCCGGUUCCACGGAGAGGAGGGCAUGGGUCAGGGUGUGGUGCGGGAGUGGUUCGACAUCCUGUCCAAUGAGAUCAUUAAUCCUGACUACGGACUGUUCACGCAGUCAGCUGACGGCACCACUUUCCAGCCCAACAGUAACUCGUCAGUGAACCCAGACCACCUGAACUACUUCAGGUUUGCGGGUCAGAUCCUGGGUCUGGCUCUGUAUCACAGACAGCUGGUCAACAUCUACUUCACCCGCUCCUUCUACAAACACAUACUGG